GCGCGUCGUGCCCUGCGCUGCCCAGACUAGCGAACAAUACAGUCAGAAUGGCUAAAGGUGACCCCAAGAAACCAAAGGGCAAGAUGUCUGCUUAUGCCUUCUUCGUGCAGACAUGCAGGGAAGAACAUAAGAAGAAAAACCCAGAGGUCCCAGUCAAUUUUGCAGAGUUUUCCAAGAAGUGCUCUGAGAGGUGGAAGACAAUGUCCAGUAAGGAAAAAUCGAAGUUUGAUGAAAUGGCAAAGGCGGAUAAAGUCCGCUAUGAUCGGGAAAUGAAAGAUUAUGGACCAGCUAAAGGAGGCAAGAAAAAGAAGGAUCCCAAUGCCCCCAAAAGACCACCGUCUGGAUUUUUCUUAUUCUGCUCCGAAUUCCGCCCCAAGAUCAAAUCCACAAACCCUGGCAUCUCCAUUGGAGAUGUGGCAAAAAAGCUGGGUGAGAUGUGGAAUAACUUAAGUGACAGUGAAAAGCAGCCUUACAUUACCAAGGCCGCAAAGCUGAAGGAGAAGUAUGAGAAGGAUGUUGCUGACUAUAAGUCUAAAGGAAAGUUUGAUGGCGCCAAGGGUCCUGCUAAAGUUGCCCGGAAAAAGGUGGAAGAGGAAGAGGAGGAGGAGGAAGAGGAAGAAGAGGAGGAGGAAGAAGAGGAAGAUGAAUAAAACCUCUGUCUCCUUGUGAAUACAUUAGAGUAGGAGAGCGCCGUGAUUGACACAUCUCGUAUUUGAGCCGUGUCUAUUGCCCUUGUUAGGUUUAAUUACAAAAUUUGAUCACGAUCAUAUUGUAGUUUCUCAAAGUGUCAGUGGUUUACAUGAAGUGGCCGUGGGUGUGCGGAGCGCCCUGAAACUGUAUCAAAGUUGUACAUAGCUCCAAACAUUUUUAAAAAGAAAAGGCACUCUCGUGUUCUCCUCACUCUGUGCACUUUGCUGUUGGUGUGACAAGGCAUUUGAAGAUGUUCCUGGAAUUUUGUUUUCAACUCGUAAGGUAGUGUUAACUAUAUGGUUGGUUAUUGGCUAGAAAUCCUGAGUUGUCAACUGUACAUAUCUAUAGUUUGUAAAGAAAACAAACAACCCAGACAGAUUCUUGAUGCUCCUUGUUUGACGUGGAGGCUGUGAGGGGAAGAUGCCUUUGGAGGAGGCCGUAGCUCAGGGCGUGCACUGUGAGGCUGGACCUGUUGAUACUGCGGUGGGCAUCCAUUUAGCUUCAGGUUGUCUUGUUUUUGUAUAUAGUGGCAUAGCAUUCUGCUGACAUUCUUAGUUGUGGAAAAGGGGGGAGGGGUCAGCUGGCAUGAGAAGUGUUUGGAUUUUUCUUCAGUUAAGUGCCGUAGAUUUAAAACCGUUUUUAAACAAACUGUAGAA
Molecule: messenger RNA, 1346 nt
Organism: Phodopus roborovskii (desert hamster)
Lineage: Eukaryota; Metazoa; Chordata; Mammalia; Rodentia; Cricetidae
Product: high mobility group protein B3
Exons: 1
Coding region: 48-650 (200 amino acids)
Biological process (GO): regulation of transcription by RNA polymerase II
Cellular component (GO): nucleus
Molecular function (GO): DNA binding, bending
Source: RefSeq, a predicted model, not a curated record